AUGUACAGACAGAUAGCGUUAGAUGAAUCACAGAGACACCUUCAACUAGUAUUGUGGAGGGAUAAUCCUACAACUGAUAACGAUAUUAGUACAGAUGAUGUUAGUCAGUCAAUAAAAAUUUUACAGCUCAAUACUUUAACUUAUGGCAUGGCCUCUGCUCCAUUCUUAGCCACCAGGUGUCUAGCCGAGCUAGCUGAUAAAUGUCAAGAUAAGGUUAUAGCCAACGUCAUUAAAAAUGAUUUCUACAUUGAUGAUCUUAAUACAGCGAAUGAGGCAAUAAAAUUCUCUUUUAUUCCCGCGUACUCUCCACAUUUUGGUGGAAUAUGGGAGGCGGGCGUUAAAUCGGCCAAGUAUCAUUUAAAACGCGUAGCUGGCAAUACCCCCCUGACGUUUGAAGAGUUAGCGACGCUCUUCACCCAAAUAGAAGCUAUUCUGAACUCCCGACCACUUUCUCCACUCUCUUCAGAUCCUAAUGAUACUAAUCCUUUGACUCCCGGGCAUUUCUUAAUUGGACGUCCGUUGAUGUCAGUACCUUCAUUACCAGUUAACACAGCAAGACCUAACAGAUAUGAACUGAUUGAAAAGACAAGGCAACAAUUCUGGAAGAGGUGGAGCCGUGAAUUUAUCGCCGAGCUUCAAAAUCGCGCCAAAUGGAAAAGGAAUUCCAAGGAAAUUCAGGUCGGAGAUCUGAUUAUAAUUAAAGAGGAUCACUCGAUGCCGCUACACUGGCGUAUGGGACGAGUGGAAAGGCUGUACCUUGGAGCGGACGGCAUCUGUAGGGUAGCAGAUGUACGGACAGCCACCGGUACCGUCAAACGGGCGGUUACAAAAUUGUGCCCUCUACCGGGGGUAGAUCAAGAGGAGCAGGAGUUGAAGAUUUCAACGCCCCGGAGGAUGUGCGCGCCAUCGCGCACCUAG
This is a messenger RNA of Trichoplusia ni (cabbage looper), 918 nucleotides long. RefSeq lists its product as uncharacterized. NCBI's taxonomy places the organism in Eukaryota, Metazoa, Arthropoda, Insecta, Lepidoptera, Noctuidae. The record is from RefSeq and is a predicted model, not a curated record. The transcript is spliced from 2 exons. Bases 1 to 918 code for a protein of 305 amino acids. Gene Ontology annotation, molecular function: nucleic acid binding.